Molecule: messenger RNA, 1843 nt
Organism: Mucor mucedo
Lineage: Eukaryota; Fungi; Mucoromycota; Mucoromycetes; Mucorales; Mucoraceae
Product: Dbl homology domain-containing protein
Exons: 5
Coding region: 145-1719 (524 amino acids)
Biological process (GO): intracellular signal transduction
Molecular function (GO): guanyl-nucleotide exchange factor activity
Source: RefSeq, a predicted model, not a curated record
UUUUUAUACUCCAAAUCCUGUAAUUAUUUUUUCCCGGUUUUUUUUAUUAUUAUAAUUUUUUUCUUUGGUGUGACUUAUCAGUGAAACUGAAACUGGAAAGAUAUCAAUAAAUACAAGGCAUCAACCUCCUUUUAGGCAAGAAACAUGGAAGCAGCAGAAAAGAAGUUUCGGCUUCUAGAGAUCGACACAGCUAAAAAAGAGCCAAAACGUAGUAACCGGUUGCCAGGAGGCACACAAAGAUACUCGACGUCUUUUUUGUUUAAUGUGGAAGCCAAGGGAACGGAAGAAAAGUUACACAAUCAUAAAAGAUCGGCAAGUGCUGGCCACGAAAGCAUCAUGUUACCUAGAGCGGAUUGUGAGAGCAGCAGUAAAGGGUUGAUCCGACAGCAGUUGACAAACAGAAAGAAGUGGUUUCAACUACCUCGUAUCACACUGAAGAGGCAAGCAUCUACCCCACCACGAGCAGGCUAUGGUGGGUUAAAAGCUGGCCUAGUGGAACCUCCUGAACCUCCGCCACAACUCCUAUUUAACUUGGCGUGGUCAUCCAAUGAUGCCCCCCUCGGUAAUGAUGUCAAUAGUACUCCUAAUACACCCACCAUCAGUAAAAGAAGCUCUGGCUUCAACUUUGACAUUAUCGAACCACCAAUUAUACCCUCGCUUAAUGAUAGAAUCGUGCGUCGUCAAAGCUGUCCAAAUUACGAAGAUAACGAAAUCCUUAAAAAACAGACUAAAUUAUUCUCUUUUGGAAGACCCGUUUUACGAAGAGGAGUUUCAACUGAUGGCUAUACGGUUACACCGUCCGCUUCAUCAUCCACUUCAUCAACUUCUUCCAUACCUCCUCCAUCGCCGAUAUCACCCUGUCUAGAUGAUUUUAAACCCCUCUUUAUUGUAUCGGCUCCAAACUCAGAUGAUGUUGUCUUGGAUUUCAAAUCAAUCAAGCCAAGGACAUGUAAACUUUUGCGCAAAGUGAACCCCAAAAUAGAACUAAAAGCAUUGAACGUAUGGCAAACUCAACUACUAAUUUCUUUAAACACCACCAAAUCACUACCGCGGGAAAACCCAUCGCCUGAAAAAGCUGAGCGUUACUUUCUGACCAGAAAAUUCAUCCUGAGAGAAUUUUAUACGACCGAAAUUAAUUUCUGGAAUCAACUAAAUUAUACCAAAGUAAUGUUUUAUGACCCUCUUCAACUGGCUGUCGAAAGAAAUAGCGAUGUAACCAGGGCUGCUGAUAUCGAUGCAUUCUCAAACUUACAAGAUCUUAUGCGCUUUUCUUCCACCCUCAUCAUUCGUGUACGAAACGAUCAAAUGGAAAGGUCCGACGGUAAUAUCAGUCAAGAGGAUAUUGCAGAUCCUGACUGCCAAACCAGUCUAAACAAUGUGAAUAUGGGUUUGAUCUUACGUAGCAUGGUGGAGUAUAUGGUUGUCUUCUUAAGAUGUGCAUUGGAUUACAAAACAAACAAGAAAACAUUGGACAUGCGUUUAAAUAAAAAGGCUUACGCUCUUUAUGCAGAGAAACUCGCCUUGAAAAAAGAGACUCGUCGAUUUACUUUACAAGAUUAUCUCAUCAUCCCUAUACAGCGUAUCACAAGAUAUGGCCUAUUACUAGCUGACCUGGAAAAGCAUACGGAGACAACUCAUCCUGACUACGAAGAUAUAAGGAUUGUUCGAUGUAUCGUUGAAAGUUUGGCCGUUGCCAUGAACUCAGUGCAGAAAAAAUAGUCAUGCAUUUGAGCUUUAACUUGUGUAUAUACUAAGCGUUAUUAUUAUUAUUUUCAUUUUCACUAUUAUUCUUAUACUACUUUCUCUUAAUAAACCGUUUACUGACAGAGAACAGCCUCAAAAA